AUGAGGUUUAUCGGGUAUUUUACUCUUAUCGGACAAAUUCAAGUUCAAUUGAAUUUGUUCAAUAUCGAUAAUCAUCCAGAUAAGUUUUGUCUUUUACAUUAUAUACGUGAAGAUAUUUUUAUGGAUACAACUGAGUAUGUACUUUCACAUCAAAUCAUUCCGUAUUGUCUUCGAUCAUCUGAAGGAAAUAUUCCAGAUCUGAAUUUGGAUUAUAUCAAUAACGAUGAUCCCGCUUUGACUUUUCUGCAAUUAAAAGAGCAAAAUAUAACGAGUGAACAACUACUUUCUUGGUCAAUUUCGAUUGAUUUAGCUGAGCGUUAUGAAAUGUUUUUAAAUGACAUUUCUAAUUCAUCAAUCGAUCGAGAAAUGUUAUUCUAUAAUUGUACAUUUCCAUCAUUCGGACCUCUUUGUCGUUUCAUCAUCGAAAGAGAUGACAAAGCAUCUUUUGAUGACAUUGUUGAAUUGCACUUUGGAAGCAAAUCUGAAACGAGAGAAUCAAGUAACACAACAUGUUAUGUGCAUCUCAAAUGUGAAACAUCAUCGGUAUGUUUGGACUGGCGUGAGAUUUGUGAUAAAAAAAUCCAUUGUAUCGAUGGAUCGGACGAAAUUGAUUGUUGGCAACUUGAAUUAAACGAAUGUACAGUAGACGAAUAUCGUUGCCAUAAUGGACAAUGUAUUCCAAAAGAAUUUUUUCACGAUGUUAUAAUCAAUCCCGAUUGUUUAGAUCAAAGCGAUGAAGGUUUUCUCGAUCGAACCUCGGAUUGCUUUGUGAACCCGUUGUUUCGUUGUGAAGAACAUACGUGUCAACCAGGAAGAGAAGAUUUCCCAUGUGGUGAUGGACAGUGUACAGUUGGGAUAUAUGGACAACGUGGAUGUAAGAAUGGUCGCGAUAGGUUUUCCGCCACAGAUCGUUGUUCACUUGCCACAGCGUGUCUUAUGCGCAUUUACACUGACUUUGUUGACAAAUGGUGCGAUGAAUUUUGUCCAAAUAAUGAUUGUGUUACGAGAGAUUGUUCGGCAUUGUAUGAAUUUUCCUAUGGUCCUAUUUUUGCUGAAUACGCACGAUUCUUGUUCGUGAAUAAAGACUGGCAAAUUGGACCGUAUAAUAUUCUUCUACCGCAUUACAUUUGCUACAAUGAGAUGCGUUUACCAAAUUUUCGUCCAGCUAAAGAAUAUUUGAACAAUACGAAUUGUCGCCGUUUAGAUGUUAAAGAAGUCGAUGAAUACUGGCACAAUUCACCGAUGACUUUCCCAGAAAGUCUUCGACAUUUAUUUCGUGCAUACUUCGUUGGAUUGAAUGAAACACAUCAUUGCAAUCAUUUGACAAUGUAUCAAUGUAAAAACUCGAUCAAAUGCAUUUCAGUACAUCGUCUGCGUGAUGGAAUUCAAGAUUGUCCUUUGAAUGAUGAUGAGACAUUCAAUCGGAGUUGCUCGCUUGUCGAUGCUCAUCGUCGCUUUGCUUGUUUAGUUAAUGGAAGCAAAGUUUGUUUUGCACCAUUUGCUAUUGAUAAUACAUUCUCUGAUUGUACCGGAGGAGAAGAUGAAUUUAACGAGAAUGAAGAGUUGUUACAAAAGCAGAUCUAUUUCCAAAAACUUUGCGAUGGAAUUGAAGAAUUAGUACCCGUUCUAAUCGAUGACAAUUAUGAAACCGAUGAAACAAAUUGUAAUAGUUGGUUAUGUAAUAAUACAUACACACGAUGUGAUCGGUUUUGGUCAUGUAAAAAUGGAGCUGAUGAAGUGAAUUGUCCACCUUCGACUUGUCCUAUUUUCCAACAUCGAUGUGUCUUUCCUAAUGAUACAUCAAAAAUAUCCUGUUUACCAAUCUCUCAAGCAGAUGAUGGAAUUAUUGACUGUCUUGGUGCGUCAGAUGAACCAAGUCAUUGUCGAUCAGUUGAUUCAGUUCCCUCGAGAUUUCGUUUCAGUUGUUCAAAUUAUUCAGAUUGUCUGGUAGAAACCGAUCUUUGUAACAAUUACACCGAUUGUCCGUUCCAUGAUGACGAAGUAUUCUGCACGACAUAUGACUUAUAUACAUAUCAUAUAUGUCAUCCUAGUCAAGGUUCAAUGCAAACAGAUGUUGAAAAUUUUCUUUGCAGUCUCAUCGAUCCGUUCGAGUCAUUGGAAAAUCGACUCAUCUUCUUUCAAUUAAAAAAUAUACCAACUUAUCUUGUAGAAAUAACUACAGAUAUUGAGCUCUUCGAAUUGCCAAAUCCAACAGAAAUACCAUCGAUUCGAAGGACACCGACAAUCAAAACAGAAGCUAAUCAAGACUGGUAUUGUAAUCGCGGAAUUCCUUUACAAAUCCGGAUGACAAAUGAAACAAACGAAUUACAUUGUCUUUGUCCACCGAGUUAUUACGGAAGUCAAUGUCAAUAUCAAAAUCAACGAGUUAGCCUGACAAUUCAAAUACGCGCAACAUCCGACUGGAAUCAUUUAUUCACAUUUCUAAUUCUCUUAAUCGAUAACGAAGGAAAUAUUGAAUCACACGAUUUUAUUGAAUAUUUACCNGAACAUAAUAAGAUGAAUACUUCGAAGAAAGAUUAG
Messenger RNA from Adineta ricciae, 2541 nucleotides. The record is from the annotation of a GenBank genome assembly. NCBI's taxonomy places the organism in Eukaryota, Metazoa, Rotifera, Eurotatoria, Adinetida, Adinetidae.